Molecule: messenger RNA, 1482 nt
Organism: Maniola jurtina (meadow brown)
Lineage: Eukaryota; Metazoa; Arthropoda; Insecta; Lepidoptera; Nymphalidae
Exons: 10
Coding region: 198-1397 (399 amino acids)
Molecular function (GO): protein binding
Source: RefSeq, a predicted model, not a curated record
GAUAUCGAUAUAAUAAGAAUAAAUGACAACACUAGCUUACGAUACAUGUUUAUUAUUGAAAUCGAACAGUUCGAUUAAGCUCACUAUUCCGAAAGCUCAUUUUUGGUGUUUUCUUUGUGCUAAUUUAAAUAGUUUUUAGUUUUGGAAGUGUUUUUGAUAAAAUAAAAACCAAGUUACUAAAACCCAAAAAAUAAAAAAUGGAACCAAACGAAAUGCUUAGCGAUCCAGAAGAGUGCACGGCUGGUGUUCGUCUUGUAGUGUUGAACUUGCCUGAAGACGAGGGCGAAGGCCUGGGGUUUCGCCUCACCAGAACGUUAUGGGACCCAUAUCCUUGGAUUCACGAGGUAACUCCAGAGUCAAGAGCUGACAUCGCCGGGUUAAGGGCAGGCGACUGUUUACUGCAAGCGGAUGGGAAAGAUUUGCUUGGACUAUCGAUAGGCAAAGUAGCUGGUCUGAUAAGAGGUGACGGCGAAGGGCACGGUGUAUCUUUACUUGUGUGGAACUGCGGUGUCGAUCCCAGAGACGACCCAGAGCUGCUAUGGAGCUGUGGCGGGGGUUCCCGAGGAGAGAAGUCGAGACGCGCACUCGCCGGCGUAGUGAAAGCGCUGUCGUGCUGCGUGUGCGCUGCCACUGCGACGAAAGCGCUUAACUGUGCACGAUCACAUUUGUACUGCGAAGGUUGUUGGAGCCGAUUAGAACGGUGUGCGUUGUGCAGAGAACCAUUGCCACCUAAAGAAUCACCAUAUUCAAGAAAUCUGGUUGCUGAACAGGUCUUUGAAGCAAUAGCAACGGAAUACGAAAUAAAGUACAACCUAAGGAGACCGCAAUCGACAUCAGCCCACACAUCACCGAAUCGAUCACCCAACAUAUCACCAACAGCACGCCGCAAAGGACAAUACCAACUAUCAGUGAUGCACAAAAAUCGAAAACCGACGCUUCCGAAUGAAAAAUUUGCAUCAGAUCCGAAUAUAAACCGAUUUAAAGACGAUCCAAAAACUACCAUUUCGACCAAAAUGGUAGAAUCUCCUGGCAACUCUAACGGAAAAUGCAACUGUCAAGUUAAUGGCGGGAAAUGUAACUGUCAUACAGAUGAACAAUCUAGGUUGAAUAUACCACGGAUCAAUAUUGAAGAUACAAGUUGCAAAUGCAGUUGCCAGCAGUUGCAACAUAAGUUAGUUGCAAGGUUAAGACAAACCUGUUCACUUGCAGAUCUGCAAAAUGUUGCUUUGCAAAGCUGUUCUUUGUCUAAAUCAAUGAAUAAUAUCAGUCAGAAUGAAAAGAGCUCUGGUGAGGGACAACAUAGCAACUCAAUGGAUAGUCUAAAAAUUACAGAAGCACCAGUAUUCGUGGUAUCUCCAACACCCAUAUAUCUCUUGGCUUGUGAACAUAGUAAAUAAAAUAAAAUGUACCUGUUGAUAUAAAAGUUUUAUUAUAGUUAAGUCACGCCAACAUUGUAUUUUAUUUAUAUUUUACAAAAUAAUU